Ornithorhynchus anatinus (platypus) is the source of this 3166-nucleotide messenger RNA. It is a transcript of the gene RNF157, whose product is annotated as ring finger protein 157. Lineage: Eukaryota; Metazoa; Chordata; Mammalia; Monotremata; Ornithorhynchidae. The coding region runs from base 76 to 2127 and encodes 683 amino acids. The record is from RefSeq and is a predicted model, not a curated record. Gene Ontology annotation, molecular function: ubiquitin protein ligase activity. The transcript is spliced from 22 exons. Gene Ontology annotation, cellular component: cytoplasm. Gene Ontology annotation, biological process: protein ubiquitination.
CGGCGAGCGGGCGGGCCGGGGGCGGACGAUGGUGCCGGCCGCCUGCGGGGGUCCCCGCCGCCCCGACCCGCGGCCAUGGGGGCCCUGACCAGCCGCCAGCAGGCCGCCGUGGACGAGGUGGACAUCCCCUGCGGAUCCGUCUACCGAUACCCGCCCAAGUCCGGAAGCUACUUUGCCAGCCAUUUCAUCAUGGGAGGAGAGAGGUUUGACGCCACCCACCCCGAAGGCUACUUGUUUGGCGAGAACAGCGAUCUGAACUUCUUGGGGAACCGGCCGGUGGCGUUUCCAUAUGCCGCCCCGCCUCCCCAGGAGCCAGUCAAGACCCUCCGGAGUUUAAUCAACGUCAGAAAGGACACGCUGAGGCUGGUCAGGUGCCCCGAAGAAGCAAAGACCCCCGGGGAGGAGGCGAACAAAGCCAAGGUCCAGUACAAUGUGGAGUUCACAUUUGACACCGACGCCCGGGUGGCCAUCACCAUUUAUUACCAAGCCACGGAAGAGUUUCAAAACGGCAUAGCCAGCUACGUCCCCAAAGAUAACAGCCUGCAGUCGGAGACCGUCCACUACAAGCGCGGGGUGUGCCAGCAGUUCGAGCUGCCUUCCCACACUGUCGAUCCUUCUCAGUGGGCUGAAGAAGAGCUGGGCUUUGAUCUGGAUCGAGAAGUUUUCCCGCUGGUGGUUCACGCCGUGGUGGAUGAAGGAGAAGAACAUUUUGGCCACUCCCACGUGCUCCUGGCCACUUUUGAAAAGCACACAGACGGCACUUUCUGCGUGAAGCCCCUCAAACAGAAACAAGUGCCCCGCUCUGACGGGCGGUUCCAGGUGGACGGGGUCAGCUACCUCCUCCAGGAGAUCUACGGGAUCGAAAACAAGUACAACACACAGGACUCCAAGGUGGCCGAGGACGAAGUGAGCGACAACAGCGCCGAGUGCGUGGUGUGCCUCUCGGACGUCCGGGACACCCUGAUCCUGCCCUGCCGCCACCUCUGCCUCUGUAACACCUGUGCUGACACCCUGCGUUACCAGGCCAACAACUGCCCCAUCUGCCGACUGCCCUUCCGGGCCUUGCUCCAGAUCCGGGCCAUGAGGAAGAACUUGGGACCGUUGUCUCCCACCGGCUUCAACCCCAUCAUCUCCGCCCAGACGUCCGACUCCGAGGAGCACUCGUCGUCAGAACACAUCCCCGCGGGCUACGAGGUGGUGUCCCUGCUGGAGGCCCUGAAUGGCCCCCUGACCCCGGCCCCGGCCCCGGCCCCGCUCCCCAGCCUGACAGACGGCCACCUGGCAGGGAUGCUGCCCUCGUACGGUAGCGACGGCCACCUGCCGCCCGCGCGGACGCUCUCGCCGCUGGACCGCCUGCCGGACUGCGGCGGCCCGGGCCUCAAGCUCAAGAAGAGCCUGUCCAAGUCCACCUCCCAGAACUCGUCCGUCCUGCACGAAGAGGAAAAUGAACAGUCCUGCAGCGAGUCCGAAUCCUGCCUCUCCCAGAGGAGGUCCCCUCGGCAGCCUGGAGAGAUGAAGAUACUGAACCCAGAGAAAUCAAGUGACUCGACCGAGGUCACGCAGCAGGAGCGAGGCGUCACCCCGGAUAGUGAGAAUCUCACCCUGUCUUCGUCGGGGGCCAUCGACCCGUCGUCCUGCACCGGGACGCCCCUCUCCUCCACCAUCUCCUCCCCGGAAGACCCAGUGAGCAGCAGCCUGGGCCAGUCGGUCAUGUCCAUGGCUUCGUCCCAGAGCCAGCACUCACAGCUCAGCACCGACACCGUCUCCUCCAUGUCCGGCUCCUACGUCGCUCCCGGCCCCAGAGGGGAGGCAGAUGCCCUCCCGUCUCCCCUGGCCGCCAGCGGGGCCCCGUCAGAGGAGGGUGAGCUGACCCCAGUGGAGUCCCCCGAUGUCAACUUCCUUGGUGUGCGCCCCGAGGAACGGGAUGCAGAGGGGAAUGACGUCUUAGAGGAAGAAGAUGCAUCCCCCACCCAGGAAGACGGCCAGAGGACAGGCUCAUUCCUAAGUAUGGAGUGUGACAAUAACAAUGCCAUCGCCAGUGAGAAAGGUUUGGACAAUAAGCUGGGCUCUGAUGUCUGUGUACCCGCAGCGGUGCCGGAGUCCUGCCCUGUAAACAUUGACGAAUAGCCCUGGGGGGAGACAGCAAUGCCCUCCUGUCCGGGGUAGCAGAGGGGUGCGAAAGCGGAUGCUGGCGGCCAUUGCGGAUGCCGUGGACCACAGGGACGCCCAGGGCCCUGCCCGCUGGCCCUCAGCCUGGUGGACCCUGUCACAGGCCCCUUGGGAGGGGCCCUGAGGCUGCCUCCUGGGUCCUAGGCUCUCUCCUCUGCCCUUCCUGACCCAGUGCUCUAGCUUCUUCCCAGGGUCUCCCCCGGACCCCACCUCUCUGGGGAUCUCCUGGGACCACUUUUGAUAUUCCCCUAUCUCGGGGCCCCAACUCCCCCCUCCCUGUUCCUAGCUUGGCCCAGAUUGUGGAGUUGAACCCCUGGUGGUGAACCUCAGCCCUUUUAGGGGGCUCGGAGGUGGGGAGGGGGUUCUCAUCCACCUCUCCCCUCUCCUCCCUGUCCUGGCAGGAGCAGGAACUGCUGGGGGCCUUCCUUGUUUCCGCUCCGAUAUUCUGUAUUUCCCUCUGCCUGUAGGCCUCGCUCAGGCUCAAACUCCAUCAGCUCUGCCCGGACUGGGGGUCCCGGGCCUCCGAACUCCCCGCCGGUUCCCAGAACUCCUCCAAAAGAGCAAUGUGCAGUGAAACCUGGUCUUCCUGGAAGAGUAGAGGCUGGUGUCUCCUCACCUUUCUGCCGCUGGGGCCUGUGCGGGUGACUGGGGCUCCAUCUUGGGGGUAGGGAACACUGGCCACCUCCCACCAGAAUUCCGGAAAAAAGGCUUGGCACAAAACCGACAGGAAAAGCAUUGAUUCCUGCCAGGAGGCGGUUCCUAGCGUGCUCUUGGGUUUCUGCUUCCUUGACUUGUUGGUCGGGGUUAUGAUAAGGGGAUUCCUAGGGCCUGUGAGCAGGGUAACCGGAGCUGAGCUUCAGCGUGUGCUUAGCUGUGCAGGAGGGUUUCUGUGCCCCCCAAAAGCUAUGACGACUCUCAGGCUAAGGGGGGCUGUGCCCCCGAGAAUGGUACAUUUUCACCGUUACUUGCAGAUAGUCCCUCUGCCUUGUGUUUCUGG